CUUAUCGAGAUGAUACCGACCUAAGGUUUGAUUAGUUUCUUCUUAUAUUUUGCUUCUUGUUAGUGGUUUAUAAUAACAAACAACAUGUCUGUGAGCCCUCUUUUACGUCCUUUGGGAAUCAUCGCAUCGAUUUUAGGAAUGAUACAAGGUCUAACAUGGACAAUUCUUGCAACAAUGAUUAUACUGUUAUAUGCAGAAGCUGGGAUUGCAGAUAGUGUUUCUAGGCGUAAUAUAUUCAAUAAUAUUGCUUACGAACAUUUUUUUCGUUAUGAUAUGAAAUUAGAGGCUCAUUUCGCUGGAACAACAAUAUUCAUUUUUGGACUUGCUUAUUGCGUUUUUUCGUUUAUAUGGGCAGUUAUUUCAAUAAUUUUAUUUUGGAGUUUUUUGAAAGAAAAAUACGAAUAUGCCAGAUUAAGUUAUUUCUGGGCUGUAAUAGCAGCAAUCAUAACGUGUUUAGAUGUAACUACAAUAAUUCUUAUAGCUAUUGAUAUGCAAAAAUUAGAAAGUCAUUAUAAUCAGGAUCCUUUAACGAAAUAUAUGUAUCGUUCCGUUGUGGGAAUUGCAAUGACUAUAGCCGCUCGAGGUUAUGUCCUUUUAAUAAUUAACGUUAUUGUAGCGACAUAUUUGACAAAAUUGGUUAAAACUCUUCCACGAAUUCCAAAGCCAGUUCAAAGUAAUCGACCAAUAAAUCGACCACUUUAUUAUCUAUAUAGUACUUAUCAUUACCCAAAUGUUAUUAAUACAAAUGAAAAUCCUCCUCCAUCUCAACAAGAAAACUCAAAUAAUUCCAACAACCAAACUUUACAACCAAUUGAUAAACCUGAAAUGCGUCGAAUAUCAAAUCAAACGCAAAAUUCAGAAGAUAGUAAUGAUAUAAGGAGUAUGUCUGAUUUUGCAAUUAGUGAUAUUGGCCCAUAUAUUCCACCCCCGGAUUACGAUGACGAUGAUAAUCCUAGAUGGGGGGAGUUAAAAAGAAUGCGUAAAGCGGUGAUAAAACCUCAAAGUUAUAAUUGAAAUUACUUUGAUGAAUAAAAUGGCGUAUAAAAUA
Messenger RNA from Onthophagus taurus, 1048 nucleotides. RefSeq lists its product as uncharacterized. The record is from RefSeq and is a predicted model, not a curated record. Lineage: Eukaryota; Metazoa; Arthropoda; Insecta; Coleoptera; Scarabaeidae.